Molecule: messenger RNA, 909 nt
Organism: Branchiostoma belcheri (Belcher's lancelet)
Lineage: Eukaryota; Metazoa; Chordata; Leptocardii; Amphioxiformes; Branchiostomatidae
Product: tripartite motif-containing protein 3-like
Exons: 2
Coding region: 1-909 (302 amino acids)
Biological process (GO): protein polyubiquitination; negative regulation of translation; proteasome-mediated ubiquitin-dependent protein catabolic process
Molecular function (GO): protein binding; translation repressor activity; ubiquitin protein ligase activity
Source: RefSeq, a predicted model, not a curated record
AUGGCCAUCCAAGCAGACAGUACAGUGAAUGAUGAGUGUGACAUGCAACCUUACGCUGUUGCAGACAUGUCCGACCACGAAGCGUACCUCAGCGCAACAACAAACGUUCGCCAACAAGCUUCAAAGGCAGACAUUUACGACAGAGUGGAAGGACUGGCCGUGUCCUCAACUAACGAGAUAUUUGUGGCUGACGAGCUCAACAAAAGAAUCCAGGUCUUCAGCAUGAAGGGAGAUUUUCUUCGCAGUUUCUCCACAGGAAAUAUGAAACCACAAGCGGUAUGCAUAGGCCACAAUGACACCCUGUGGAUUGUAUUGUACAGAGGUCUCAUGAACCAACGUUCCACGUACGAAAAUGUCAUCCAACAGUACAGCAAAGACGGCCAUGUCCCUGCCAAAUUCACAUGCAGCAGCACUAGUAAAAAACAAAUCUAUGGGAUUGCCUGGCACAAGCUUUCUAACAGAAUCAUACUGACUCUAGGACAGGUCGAGGUUCUGUGGUUUAGUCCUUCUUACACACCGACACCAGCAUGUAACAUGACCAGGUUGCCAGCAGCAGGGUUUAUAAUGCCACAUUCUGUAACCGUAGACACGAAAGGGAACAUCUAUGUUAUAGAAAGUACUGGCUCUCGUAUUAAUAAGUAUGACAAGAACGGAGUCUACCUGUCCAGUUUUGGUAGUAGAGGUACUGGAGCAGGGAAUCUUUAUUUCCCCGAAGGUAUCUGUGUGGACAGUUCGGGGCGUGUGAUUGUGGCUGAUAGUAGGAACAGCCGAGUGGAGAUGUUCACAGCUGAGGGAAACCACAUCCGCACCGUAGCUUACAUUAAUCAACCCAAGCAUGUUGCUACAGGUGGGGAGGGGCAGCUUUUGGUUAGUCAAAAGUGGUCUGUAACCAUCUUGCCCAAAUAUUAG